AUGUCUCCCGUCGACCCCUCGCAAGAAGACUGCUCAGAGCUGCAACAUGACAUCGAUCCGGAGACGGAAGAUGUCCCAGUCAACAAAACCACUACCUUCAAUGGCCAGCUGAAUCAAUUUAUGCACGCGAGCAAUAAGGCCACUGGAUCCGCCAUCAAACCGGCCAGCCUCAAGCGACAAAGAACCGACCCAAGCAUCUCGGAAAACGUCUCAACUACCACCAGCAUUACCCACCAGCCAUCAACAACUCGCACAACUCGCUCUCGUUCCUCCUCUACCACCACUACAGUAAUAAAGACCUCCCCAGCGAAGAAGCCUCGCCGUCGCAAAAAUUCUCCGCCAACAACCCCCUCAACAGCUGCCGACUCCCUCCUCCGCGACACAAUCCCCGCAAACCUAACACUUCUCCUCGUAGGCGUGAACCCAGGAACCUUAACCGGUACAACCGGCUUCUCCUACGCACACCCAUCCAAUCUAUUCUGGAAACUCCUCCACGCCUCAGGAAUAACACCAAUCCGCCACCUGCCCUCCGACACAUAUAAACUUCCCAGCCUCUACAACAUCGGCAAUACGAACAUCGUGGCAAGACCAACUCGUGACGCGAGCAUGUUGGCAAGAGCCGAGAUGGACGCCGGCGUGCCUAUUCUCGAAGCCAAGAUUGCAGCCCAGCGGCCCGAGGCAGUGUGUCUGGUUGGCAAGAGUAUAUGGGAAGCUAUUUGGCGAGUCAGGCAUGGGCGCGCGAUUCGCAAAGAGGAGUUUCGGUAUGGAUGGCAAGAUGAUGCGGAGAAUAUGGGGCGGGUUACUGGCUGUUCUGAUUGGGAUGGAGCGCCUGUUUUUGUUGCGACGACUACCAGUGCCUUGGCUGCUGGUAUGAGUUUCGCACAGAAGGAGGCUGUUUGGGCUGAGUUGGGGAGUUGGGUUGUUCAGCGGAGGGUUCAAACGAGCUCGAUUGCUGGUGGUCUUGGCACAGGCUUGAAUGGGCAUUUACGUGCUAAUAUAGAAGAUGGUGCCUAG
This is a messenger RNA of Penicillium waksmanii, 1014 nucleotides long. RefSeq names its product mismatch-specific DNA-glycosylase. The transcript has a single exon. Gene Ontology annotation, molecular function: mismatch base pair DNA N-glycosylase activity. The coding region runs from base 1 to 1014 and encodes 337 amino acids. NCBI's taxonomy places the organism in Eukaryota, Fungi, Ascomycota, Eurotiomycetes, Eurotiales, Aspergillaceae. The record is from RefSeq and is a predicted model, not a curated record. Gene Ontology annotation, biological process: base-excision repair, AP site formation.